AUGGCUUCUCUCCACUACCUCCCUCCCGUCAAGCCCUCUGCCAUCGCUCUCGGCACGGCCUUCAACCACGCUGUCUCCCUCGCCGUCCUUGGACCCGUCUUCGGUGACGCAUACCGCCGCGCGCAGCAGGCUAACUCCAAGGAGGAGUACUUCCACACCAAGGAGGCCGCUACCGCUGCCGCAUCGUGGGGUAGCUCUAUCCUCGGCUCUGGUAUCCAGGCCUACGGUGUCGGUGCUCUGAUCAACGCUACCGGAACUCUUACCUACAAGGGUGCUGCUUACCUCGGUUCCCUCAUCUUCUUCGCUUCCGCCGCUCCCUCAAUCGUCUCCCAGGUCGUCACCGAGAAGCGCCCCAUGGACACCAUCGCCGUCGGCGCUGUUGCCCGCGUCCUCGAGACUGUCGGUCUCAGCUUGUUCCUCACCUACUGGGGAACCCGCACCAACCCCUUCGACUAA
This is a messenger RNA of Alternaria postmessia, 456 nucleotides long. RefSeq lists its product as uncharacterized. The coding region runs from base 1 to 456 and encodes 151 amino acids. The transcript is spliced from 3 exons. Lineage: Eukaryota; Fungi; Ascomycota; Dothideomycetes; Pleosporales; Pleosporaceae. The record is from RefSeq and is a predicted model, not a curated record.